AUGUCCCACGCCCCAGUGUCGGACUGCUCCGAGUCUCUCGAUUAUGCCUCAGCCGACAUGGCUCUGUUGGAGAGCGAUCUGAUCGCUCUCGACGAUCCAACGCUCUUCCAAGAUCCCAUACCCACCAUCGAUACGACGCCACAGCCCAGCGAAAGCCUCCCUCUCGCAGACGCAGGGGAGCGGCUCACAUCCGAUUCCGAUUCUCAGUCGCCCGAUCCGAUCCACUCCACCGAAGUCACUUUGGCCGAAACACGCUUGCCCGACAACGAUUCCCAGUGCAUUCCCAGCACAGCUUCGUCGCUGGCUUCCGCCGAUGCCGCUGCUGACAUGAUGAUGACCGAUGCAAAAACUACCGUUACUGCGCACGAUAUCGGCGCACCGAUGCUGACUUAUCAGAUGCCCUGUCAGCCCGAAGAAUCAAACAUGCUGGAUCCGAGUCUUCUGCUGGAGCUCCCACCAGGCGUCAGCGCCAUCGUCGUGGGAUCGUUUGUCGAGCCGAUCACCAUCGGAUGGGGCACCAUGUUCAAGCUCGAUCUGACUCGCUACUAUCCAGAGACACCUUUCAAGCACCGUGAGCGUUGUGCCAUUCGAUACAACACCGUCUUCCAGUGCUUCGAGGUUGCCGUCGCCCGCAUGUCCCCGCCGAUCGUCAUCGGCGAGUUCAUCCAGCAGUACACCUCCGUGCCAUACAUUCUCGGCGACUGGGCCAUCCUCGACAUCGACAGCAUCAAAGUUUUGUAUUUUCGACCAGACUCUCCCGACAGCUCGGGCUCAUCGCUUUCGUCGCCCUCGUUCUCAUCGCCUUCGACACUGAACCUCGGCAGCCAGAUGUACUCCAUUCCAACGGCAUCUACAGAGCACACCGCCGUUGCCGAUCCGGACGAGGACACUGAGGCCACCGACCUCAUGGAGGACUACCUGUUUUCUCCGCUGAUGCUGACGUCGCCCAACAACCUCUCGCUUCUAUGUCGCUGCAAUCAAACCGAGCCAGGCACGCGCGGUUGGGGACUGGCAUCCCUCGGAGCGGGACCAACUUGCAGCUGCCAUCAUGGACCAAAAUUUGUCCCGGCUGCAUCGUCCGUGAGGGCUCCGGCCGUCGGUGCUUUCUCCUACGAUCCAGCAUCUCUUUGGGAAGGGCACCCGUCCACCCUCGCGGCCACCCAGAGCUGGCCCCCAAACGUGGCUGGCUUUGCGCAUGGAGGACCAUCCGCCAACCACUCCUUUCUCGAGUACCCAGCCGCACUACCCCGCAUCCCCCACCAGCCCACGUCCUUGGGCCUCCACAAGCCCAAGACCGUCGUUCCCUUGGCGCGGUGCCAAAGCCAAAGUCCCGCCGCGACCUGCACGACCCUGGGCACCGGCGGUAUCCAGUUCAAACUCGUCACCAAGUCUCUGAAACGCGAGCCGGCGCCGCCCGAGAGCGCAAUGGAAUGGCAGCCACAUCCCGGGAGGGCAAUGCCUCUCACACCGGAUACCCCGAAAGCAAGCUUCUCAAUCAAGUGCGGCAACCCGUUCGGCGGCCCGCUGCCGCUGGAUCCAAUACUCCAGCGGGGGGCACAGAGGCUUGGUGCCCACGAGCCGCCCUUGUCUGGCCACUUUUCCUCUGUCGCCCGGCCGUCAUACCAGUAUCCACAGAACUUCCAGAAGGGCUCCUUUGCAGUCGGACCGCAGGCGAAAAAGACCGAAGCCGAUUACCAACGACCGAACCUCUCCUGGGCCGAGAUCAUUGCCGGGACAUUUACCUCGCUCAACCGAAAGUUCCUGUUAGUCAGCGAGAUCUAUGCAGAAAUUGUCAAGACCUAUCCAUAUUUCGGCGCGCUCUCGACCAAUCGUUGGAAGAAUGCUGUCCGCCACGUCCUGACCGUCAACAAAGAUUUUUAUCGAACAAACGAAAACGAAUACAAGGGUGGAUACUGGGGCUAUCGCCCGCUCAGCCAACCGGCAUGCGCCUCGUCGGAUCUCCAGGCAAAGAAGCACAAGAACAUAUACAUCUUCCAGCCCACGCCCGGGAUGCCGCAUCCGAUGACCCUCCAUUUCAACCAAAGCGGCCGAGAGUGA
Polychytrium aggregatum is the source of this 2058-nucleotide messenger RNA. RefSeq lists its product as uncharacterized. NCBI's taxonomy places the organism in Eukaryota, Fungi, Chytridiomycota, Chytridiomycetes, Polychytriales. Gene Ontology annotation, molecular function: sequence-specific DNA binding; DNA-binding transcription factor activity. The transcript has 6 exons. Bases 1 to 2058 code for a protein of 685 amino acids. Gene Ontology annotation, biological process: regulation of DNA-templated transcription. The record is from RefSeq and is a predicted model, not a curated record.